Gekko japonicus is the source of this 2551-nucleotide messenger RNA. It is a transcript of the gene MDM4, whose product is annotated as MDM4, p53 regulator. Gene Ontology annotation, biological process: protein ubiquitination; negative regulation of apoptotic process; regulation of cell cycle. Lineage: Eukaryota; Metazoa; Chordata; Lepidosauria; Squamata; Gekkonidae. The record is from RefSeq and is a predicted model, not a curated record. Gene Ontology annotation, molecular function: ubiquitin protein ligase activity. Bases 171 to 1580 code for a protein of 469 amino acids. The transcript has 11 exons. Gene Ontology annotation, cellular component: nucleus.
CUUGAGAGGCAAGUAGAGGCUUGCUAUUCUCCCGCCCUUCUUGAAAUGGAGGCAAGGAAGAUUUGGCGAAGGUGCUAAAAGGUUUCCAAUUGUUGGCUUCCAGGAGAAGUUACUGGGUGCCAUGGAGUAACUUCAGGAUUUGUACUAUAGAUAGCUACUUCACUGCCACAAUGACAACUUUUACUUCAACACAAUAUAUGCCAUCUGAGAAUGCCUGCAGAACAUCAUUUGGGCAAAUUAAACAGGUACAGCCAAAACUGCCACUCCUGAAGAUUCUGCGAACUGCAGGUGCUCAGGGUGAAACUUUCACACUAAAGGAGAUUCUACAUUACCUUGGAGAAUAUAUCAUUCUGAAGCAGUUAUAUGACAAGCAGCAACAGCAUAUCGUGUAUUGUCGAGGAGACCAGUUGGGGGAUCUUCUAGGUCUUGACAGUUUCUCAGUGAAAGAUCCAAGCCCAGUUUUUGACAUGCUGAAACGGAAUGUGACUUCUGCUACUGUUACAGAUGCUGCACAGACUCAUGCUCUCGCAAAGGAUCAAAGCGUGGAUAAUCCAAGCCAAGAUCACCUGAAGAGUAGUACAGAGAGAGCUUGCAGCGCUGGACAAUCAGCCAUGUCUGACUCCAAAAACACAUGCGAAGAAGAUAAAGAGAACCUUUCAGAAAAACAGCACACAUUAGAUCUAGUGCUUGAAGAAUGGGAUAUAGCUGGUCUUCCAUGGUGGUUUUUAGGUAAUCUGAGAAACAAUUACAAGUCCAGAAGUAAUGGCUCAACAGAUAUACAGACUAAUCAGGAUAUAGACACUGCUGUUGUUUCAGAUACUACUGAUGACUUAUGGUUUCUCAGUGAAUCUGCUUCUGAUCAGAUAGGAAUCACAGUACCAACAAAAAGAGUUGACUGUGAACAAGCGAAUGAAGAGGGAGAAGAGGGUAGCAAAUUGGCAAGUGAAAUUGCAUCUUCUGAUGACUUUGAAGAUUCACAGUCUUUAAGCGAUGAUACAGACAUAGAUACUCCCUCCACGGACUGUUGGCAGUGCACCAAAUGCAAGAAGUUUAACUCUCCCAUCAAACGGUACUGUUUCCGUUGCUGGGCCUUACGGAAAGAUUGGUUCUCUGACUGCCCCAAGCUGGUUCACUCUCUCUCCACAUCCAAUAUUGCCACCAUGCAAAGUAAAGAAGACACAGAAGGGAUGGAUGUCCCAGACUGCCGAAGGACAGUCUCUGCCCCAAUUGUACGACCCAAAGAUCUGUGCAGAGCAGAAGUUAAACCUGACCAAGGCCCUAGAAGCUCCGCAGGCUCCAUGCAUCUGGCACAAGGGUGUGAAGUCGAACAGUCAUUACUUCAGUUUAGCAAGUGCAAACAAAAGGAAGAGGAGGAACUCCAGUCCCUUGAGAGUAGCAAAGAAUUGCUGAAGCCUUGCCUGGUGUGUCAGAGGAGGCCACGGAAUGGGAACAUUGUCCAUGGAAGGACUGCUCAUCUAGUGGCCUGUUUUACUUGUGCAAAAAUGUUAAAGAAGGGACGAUUGCCUUGCCCAGUGUGCAAGAAACAGAUUCAGAUGGUGAUCAAAAUUUUCAUAGCAUAACUCUCUCACUUGAUGGUAAUAAUAGUGGCCAGUCCGUGAACAACUGCCAAAGGGUGCUGUUAUAUUUUUAGGUAUAAAUGUUAACUGUGAAUUCAAAAAGAGACUUCUUCAAGGUAUUUCAUAAUUUAUGCAAAACAGCCAGUGUUCCUAACAAUGUAUACAAAGUGAUAACUACCAUAUAGUUUGGUUUAUGUUGAAAAGGCUUGUAUGUGACGUAUCUGAUCAAACUGUUUGUGCUAUUACUCCUCAGCUUAACAAUGCAACAAGUUGCAGUGCUCAGUUAUGUAGAAUUGUGCCCUUUCUAAAGUCCAGGGCUUGUUUGCACAACUACACCAAACCUUUUUGAAGGAGGCACCUUAAUUUCAAAGAGGAUAUAAGUUGGAUGUUUAUUUAAACAGCAUACUUUGCACACCCUUAAAUAGCAAAAGGCUGAAUGUGGCUAUCUGUUUAUGUUGGUCAGUUCUUGGAAAGGUCAUCCUGAAUUUUGAAUUUGUUACUGUUCCAGGGUUUUUAAAAGACUAAGUUGAUGCUUGGUCAGAAAUCCUGCUUUUCUUCCAUUUCCUUUAUAAAAUAAAACAAAAAAACAAAUAUAGUUGCUGAAUGCUAGCAGAGUUUUAGUCUGAAGAGUACUGCAGUCCUUGUAGGAAAGACCAUGCAUUUUCCAUUUAUUGUUGAAAAGGCAAUCAUUGUUAACUUUGGCUUUUUAGAAAAUCUACCUGGAGAGAGCAUCUCUUUGAGAGUUCAAGGUUUUUCAGGACCUUUGCUGUUUUGUUGGUUUAUUGGUUUAAAUACUGUCAUUUCCCACUGUAAAUUGCAUGCAUUCAUGUUGAAUAUUGUAUCUGAACUUCAGGUUAUAAGCUGUACCUUGAUGUGAAUUGUGGAGCUGUCUUUCAGCCCCAAACCCUAUUCAGAUAUUAUUCUCCAUAGAUCAUACUUGUGAUUAGGAUCACGCUUUCCUCCUGUUCAUGCAA